Molecule: messenger RNA, 5194 nt
Organism: Cygnus atratus (black swan)
Lineage: Eukaryota; Metazoa; Chordata; Aves; Anseriformes; Anatidae
Gene: RASSF9
Product: Ras association domain family member 9
Biological process (GO): signal transduction
Source: RefSeq, a predicted model, not a curated record
CUAUUAACAAGCUGGAAGGAGCUCAGGGAAAAAAACAGGGGAGAAGGGAACACCCUCGAAUUGUUUGGGGAUCGCUGAUGUUAUGCUUCUGCCGCUGGAAUCAUGGCUCCCUUUGGAAGGAAUUUAUUAAAAACCCGGCAUAAAAACAGAUCUCCCAGCAAGGAGAUGGCUUCAAAUGAAAGAGAGAUUGUGGUGUGGGUUUGCCAGGAAGAGAAGAUUGUAUGUGGCCUGACAAAACGCACAACUUGUGCAGAAGUGAUUCAAGCACUACUUGAGGAACAUCAAGCAACAUUCGGAGAGAAAAAGGUCCUCUUUGGAAAACCUAGUGAUUAUUGUAUUGUAGAAAAAUGGAGAGGCUCUGAGCGAGUCCUUCCUCCAUUGACAAAGAUUCUGAGACUUUGGAAGGCCUGGGGGGAAGAGCAGCCCAAUUUGCACUUUGUGUUGGUAAAGUCUGAUGCUUUCCUCUCAUUUCCAUUGUGGAAAACAGCUGAAGCUAAGGUAGUACAAAAUGUAGAAAAGCAGUGGGAACUCAGCCCAGCCAAUUACAUGAAGAUGUUGCCAAUAGACAAGCAAAAGAAAAUUGUCAGGAAGACUUUCCGGAAACUGGCCAAACUUAAACAGGACAGCGUUCAGCAAGACAGAGAUAAUAUGGAGACACUGAUUCAUCUGAUCAUAUCUCAAGAUCAUACCAUUCAUCAGCAAGUCCUUAGAAUGAAGGAACUAGAUAUGGAAAUUGAAAAAUGUGAAGCACAAUUCCAUUUAGACCGUGUAGCCAAUGAUGGAGAAAAUUAUGUGCAGGACUCCUAUUUAAUGAUCAAUCCAAGUGAGGCUGAGCAGCAAGGGAGUAGGCCAGAUGAUCAAAAAGAGAUGCACGAAUAUUUCAGCAAAAGUGAGGGAAUUUUACAGGUCGAAGAGAGACUGAAACAUCACAAACAAUUAAUAGAGAAGCUGUGUGCUGAAAUUGAAAAAGAAGUAUAUGGUAUAUGUUCAGAAAAAAAGGAGGAUAUUCGCACAGAAGGAGCUUCUAAUGCUCAAGUAGAAAACUCAAAUUUGGAAAGUGUAAAGUAUGAGCUGGAAAAAAGUAUGAAAGAUGGUCUGAGAAUCAAUUCAUACCUGAGCUGCAUUCAGAAAGAGCUUACCUACAGGGACUCAUUGCUUCAAAAGAAGGAAAAAGAGUAUGAACUUCUUACAGAAGAAUUUAAUUUACUACAUAUUAAAGACAACAUCGAAACUAGGCUUCCAUUGAAUGAAGAGCCACCCAAGGGCAGUGGCAACUCCAGUAACAGCAUUGCAGUUCCUGACUUUGUUCACAGAGUGACUAAUCUGGACAUAAAUGAUACAGACUCUGACACUGGAAUCAGCUCUACACACAGUCAGGACUCUGAAAUAACUUCUGGGGACAUGGUACUGUUAUCAACAUAGUUGAAAACAGUCAUGCAUUUUUGAAAAGUUAUAUUUUGAGGGAUACAUAGAAGAAUAGGUAGACUUUAUUGUCUUGAGAGUUCAGCCUCUUAAGAUGUUACAACUGUGGCACCCCUCUAGCAAAGUAAACAGUGUCUAUGUGCUUAAAAGUAUACUUGUGGUUAAAUGCACAGGCAGUCUCAUGGGUUCACUGCUAACAGGUGCAAAGUUGUUGGCUUUGCUAAAUCAGGACAUACUGUUUAGACCUUGUAAUAUUGAUACUCAGUGAAACAGCAGCAUUCUGACUAGCUUGAACCAAACGCCUGGAGUUUUGAUAUCCCACAACCUUUGAUUUCACAUCUACAUCUCCCUAACUAUUAAGGAAUGUGAAUUAGAGAUUAGACCCAACUAAAUGGAGAGAUUGAUUUUCUACUCUGUUACAUAAGCUUUAUUCAGCUGGAAUUUCCCUGGCAUAUAAUAUAAUCAAGCAUGUAGUCUGUUAAAAAUUAGCUUUUAUGAUGCUGUAAGACAAAAAAAUGCAAUUGUAUUUAUGCUAUAUAUUUAAACUUAGUGCUGAGUUAACAGGAUGGUAGGUUCAAAACCACCUAUGUCCCAAUUUAAAAAUGACCUUACACACAUAGGUAGUUAAUUUCCAUUGUCUUUCAGCACGUCUAACUGCUACUAAGAUCUUUAAAACUCCUGCUCCUCUGCUGUUACCCUGCAGUUGCCAUGGUGAUGCUAUAUGGGCAUAUAGUUUUGCCAGCGGGCAUGUCAGAACUGCCUACCUCCUGUUUCUGUGAGCUGAUCAAAUCCCAAGCUCACACCUAGCCCCAGGGGCAUUUUCAGGAAGGCUUUCUUCUGCUUAUCUCACCAGUAAGAUCCAAUGUCUUGGGCCUCCUCAAAUCAUGACUACCAAAUCAAACAUAAACCAAGAGACAGACAGGGGCCAGACAUUUUUGGCUCUGGCUACUGGUUCCCAAGAGCCAGGUAGUUACUCUUCUCAAACAGCAGAUAGGUUGUCCAAUCCUGUCCAGUACUGAUUUGGAGCAGCAAUACGGCCCUUAUGUUAUCUCCUUGGUGAGAACUUUAGGAUACAACUAAAACUGUUCCAAUUUAAAUAUUGGGCCGUGAGGGAGGGAGAGGAGAGUGUCAAAUUAUUUCACUUAGGAAGUAGUCAUUAAGAUCACUUGUAAAUUCAGAAUUGAAGUAUAUGUCUCCCCAGUUACCGAACAAGAUUUCUAACUCUGAGCUAGAGACUUUGCUAACAGAGAGAACAUGAGUAAUUUCUGGGUUGCACACUGAGGGUUGCCAUGUUUCUGUUUUGCAGAUCAAUCUGUUUAAGGCUCUUGAAAACAUAAUGUAAAUCUAAUUAACUGAAUUGAAUGGAGAAAGAGUUACAGCAUUUCUAAAUGAAGUUUAACUCCAACAAAGUUCAAACAGAUACUGGAAUUAAAAGCCUUCAAAGUAAAUGAAAGAACAAUACCUAGAUGGAAUAAAUAUACUUUCAGGAGCACUGCUUUCCUUUCCUAUAUUUUUCUUCUCUUAAAUGUCUGUCAACCAUCUGUAUUCUAAAAUGACGGAAGUGCUAGGACUGCUGAUUAACACAUAUUUGAUACAGGAAAAAAAAAAGUCUAAAAAGUCAGUUUUCAUGUUUCUUUUUAAAAAAAAAGAUUUUUGAAUCCUGGAUAUUAUAGAGUUUUUAUUCCAGGAAUAUGUGCUAGUUACCUUAAUAUAUUUUGUGUUGUGUUUUUAUCAUACAAUGUUAUUUGAAUACUUCAGUAAUAAUAUGUCAUACGUAGACUCAUCAGCUCCUGAUGGAAAUAUAUCAAAUAUCUCUGUAAUAAUUUAUUAAUGCAAGUCAGCAUCUUUUGAAAUCUGUGGUAUUGCUCUGACAGGUAGAAAGUGCAGAGCUCUGAACGUUGAGAGUAGGCUAAUGUAUUCUCUGAGUUCUUGUGAAUGUAGGUAAUAGUUAUUUCUACUGAGUCUUUUUUUUUUUUUUUUAAUAAAUACUUAGGGGAUAAAAAUUCAAGCAGAAUAAUAUUCAUACCUAUGCAGGCCAGUACAAGACCUGUGUGGGAAAUAAUUUCCACUCACACUCUACCAGAGUUAGUUUACGCAUAGGAACUUGUACUGGUUUUUGGAUGUGAUCUUUAUCCACAAUAUGUGCUUGAUUGUACAUCCCCUGCAAUGUGUAGAUCUUAAGAGUAUUAUUGUGUUUUAAAAGAAAAUAGGAAAAAUAGGUUGAGAGAGUAUUUCUUAAUAAAAUAAAAUAACACAAUUCACAAUGUUUUGAAGCUUAUAAUUUGAUAUUUCAUAAAAACUUAUUUCUUUCUGAAUUUAAAUGAAUGUACAGGAUAAUGAAAUACUGUAUGCACUCUCUGCUAUUUAUCUGCUUAUACACUUUUCAUGCACUUGUUUAACCUGUUUUUAGGUUGCUAAUAGUAGAAUUUAUCAUCCUUUAUGCUCCUUACUUAACCAUUUUUACUUUGCCAUAACUGUCUAUAUAUAUUUUUUUUUAAUUAUUCCCAGAAGGAAAUGCAAACCCAAAUAUUUUGUCUCAUUUUCUGACAUUCUUUUAAGCCAAUUCUCUUUCCAUCUUAACAUUUGAGGUUUAUUUUAUAAAAAAAUUCCACGGAGUAUGUUAUACUUAUGGACAAAGUUCAAAAAAGUCUUACAUAAGAGGAAAUAAAAAUUCUACGCAGGGAGAGAAAACAGGAAACAUCAAAGUGUAAUGAAAGGAAAUUCAGUACUUUACACUCAUCUGUACAAUGGGUUUUGAAAGAAAAAUAAAUAUUUAUUUCAGAGUGAGAGGAAUAAAAAAGUGAGUAGGGUCAGACUCAGCCUGAUUGUUUUGGGGUGGGAUAGGUUAGUUGCUGAUAUGAAUCUAGGCAGAUAUCUUCAGUGACUGUCAUCUGAGCUAACAAUACUGAAAUGAAACAGUACUGACACUUGGCUAAUACAAAGUGCACUGGCUCCUACAUACCUAAAUAGUAACACAUAUAUAUUUGUAACCAAUAUAACUAUGAAAAUUUCCGUGGAACAAAGUAUAUACCCCAAUCUCAUGUUUCUGCACAACUUACUAUAUACUUUUACAAAUUUGAUGAAAGCAAAUGAGUCAAUUUAAUUACCUACUUAAGUUCCUUGAUGAUGACUCUUUCAUUUACAAGGCAAAUAUAAAAUACAAUUAUCAUUUUAUUAUACAUAAAUUUACAGUAUUUAAUAUCCACUUAUAUGCUUAAAAAUUACAGUGUUAUUACAUUUUAUUUUAUUUUUUCCCCUGGAAAACUGAGCAAUCCCCAAGAAAUUCUAUUACUUCAGACUAAUAGAUAAUAUCUUUAUCUUCAGAUUGUACAUUCAGGGAUUCUUCUACCAGCUGCCUUAUGUUCCAUAUAUACAUACAGAUUGCUGACAAAGGAUAUUCUAUUAUAUGAUACUGACAGAUUGAAGCUCUCAUGUCUGUGAAUUUCAACUUGCAGCUUUGGGCUGCUAAGAUUAGUAGGCUUUUCAUUUCUCUACAUGCCCAGAAUCAUCAUUUGUUAGUUUUUGCAUAUUUCCAACUGUGCAAAGACAUAAACAGACGUAACAAAUCAUUAUUACAAAAUCAUAUCAUUUCUACUUCUGAUUGCCUAAUUGUGUUCAUUGCUUUGGAGAGACAAAAAUCUAGAUUUAUGAACCUAAUUCAGCAAUGUACUGAUGUAUUUAGCUUUAAGCAAAUAGUAACUUGAAUUAUUUUAUGUGUGAUGCAUGUUGUAAUUUCUUUAGUAAUAUGUGAGCAUUCCUUGCUAACUUUUUA